This is a messenger RNA of Hevea brasiliensis (rubber tree), 2468 nucleotides long. RefSeq names its product probable metal-nicotianamine transporter YSL7. NCBI's taxonomy places the organism in Eukaryota, Viridiplantae, Streptophyta, Magnoliopsida, Malpighiales, Euphorbiaceae. Gene Ontology annotation, cellular component: membrane. The record is from RefSeq and is a predicted model, not a curated record. The transcript is spliced from 6 exons. The coding region runs from base 228 to 2300 and encodes 690 amino acids. Gene Ontology annotation, molecular function: oligopeptide transmembrane transporter activity.
AGGGCUUAAUAGUAGUGGGAAAUAGCUGUAUCUUUCUAUAACAGUUCCACUUCCGUUUAUGAUGAGGAUAGUAAUUCUCGGAGUCGAGGGUCUCUAGGGAUUCUCUCUCAAUAUAUGAUCCAAACGUUGAAGAGAAUAGAAGGGAAGAGAAGAUCUUUUUCUGUUGUUGUACCCAAAACUACUCAUCGUCACUUUCCAUUGUGAGAGAUAGAGAGAGAGAGAGAGAGAUGGAAAGAAGGGUCGACGAAGGAGAAGAGGGAGGACUCAGUCCUUUGGAAAAAGAAGAUGGUAAAAUUUUGGUGGAAGAAGCUUUCAAGGACAUCACAGUGCCUCCAUGGACAAAGCAAAUCACCUUGAGGGCUAUGGUUACGAGCUUUAUUUUGAGUGUAGUUUUCAAUUUUAUUGUGUGUAAGCUAAAUCUCACCACUGGUGUUAUCCCUUCCCUUAACGUUGCUGCUGGGUUGUUGGGUUUUGGUAUUCUCAAGUUUUGGAGUACUUUGCUUGGAAAAACCGGCUUCUUAAAGCAGCCUUUCACUCGUCAAGAGAAUACUGUAAUCCAAACCUGUGUGGUUGCAUCCUCUGGAAUUGCCUUUAGCAGUGGCACUGCAAGUUACAUGUUGGGUAUGAGUUCAAGAAUAGCUGCUCAAGCUGAGGGAGGAAAUACCCCUUCCAAUAUCAAGAAUCUUUCUAUUGGUUGGAUGAUCGGUUUUCUUUUUGUUGUAAGCUUUGUUGGUUUGUUUUCUAUAGUACCCUUAAGAAAGAUGAUGAUCUUGAGAUACAAGUUAACAUACCCCAGCGGGACAGCAACUGCAUACCUCAUCAACAGCUUCCACACACCCAAAGGAGCCAAACUGGCCAAGAAGCAAGUUGGUGUUCUCUUCAAGUUCUUCAGUUUUAGUUUUUUGUGGGCAUUUUUCCAAUGGUUUUUCACUGCUGGAGACGGCUGUGGUUUUGCCAGCUUCCCCACUUUUGGUCUCAAAGCUGCUGAUGAGAGGUUCUACUUUGAUUUCUCCUCAACAUAUGUGGGGGUUGGAAUGAUUUGUCCUUACAUGGUAAAUAUUUCCUUGCUUCUUGGAGCCGUCAUUUCAUGGGGAAUCAUGUGGCCAGCAAUUGAGACUAAAAAGGGUAUUUGGUAUAGUGCUGAUCUAUCUGCAAGCAGUCUCCAUGGAAUCCAAGGAUACAGGGUUUUUAUUGCUAUUGCCACAAUGCUUGGUGAUGGGCUUUACCAUGUAAUCGUCAUGCUAACCAGAACGUCGUGGGAUCUAAUAGCUCGAAAUUCCAAAAAUAGGGAUCGUUCUUCUAUAACUCCUGCAGCUGGUGAUGACAACUCUCAGAUUAUAAACUCUGAUGAGGAACGAAGAAAAGAAUUCUUUCUAAAAGAUCAGAUCCCUGGCUGGGUAGCCUUGGUUGGCUAUAUUUGCCUUGCAACCAUUUCCAUCAUCACUGUACCUUUCAUCUUUCAUCAAUUGAAAUGGUACCAUAUCUUGGUUGCUUAUGCAAUAGCUCCAGUUUUGGCCUUCUGCAACGCCUAUGGAUGUGGUCUAACUGAUUGGUCUCUUGCAUCAAACUAUGGAAAAUUUGCCAUCAUCAUUUUCAGUGCUUGGGUUGGCCACGAUGGAGGGAUAGUUGCAGGCCUUGCUUCUUGUGGUGUGAUGAUGAGCAUUGUCUCAACAGCAUCUGAUCUUAUGCAAGACUUCAAGACUGGAUACUUAACCCUUUCUUCAGCAAGAUCUAUGUUCUUUAGCCAGGUUGCUGGAACUGCUAUGGGAUGUUUGAUAACUCCUUUGGUGUUUUGGUUCUUUUACAGUGCUUACACUAUAGGGGAUCCUGAAGGCGCCUAUCCAGCACCUUAUGGGCUAAUCUACCGUGGGAUUGCCCUUCUCGGUGUAGAGGGUAUCUCUUCCCUUCCGAAACAUUGUCUGGCAUUGUCCAUCUCAUUUUUCAUUGCUGCCAUAGCUAUUAAUGCGAUUCGAGACCUGUUACAGAAGUUUGAAACCACACACAGGAUCUACAGGUUUAUUCCUAGCCCAAUGUGCAUGGCAAUUCCAUUUUAUCUUGGUGCCUACUUUGCUAUAGAUAUGUUUGUUGGAAGUUUGAUUCUUUUCAUAUGGGAGAAGAUGAACAAGCGAAGGGCUACUGAUUUUUCACCUGCUGUGGCUUCUGGACUCAUUUGUGGUGACUCUUUGUGGGGAAUCCCUGCAGCAAUACUAUCUCUUACUGGUGUUAAUCCUCCUAUAUGCAUGAAGUUUCUUUCUGCUGCUGCUAAUGGUAGGGUUGAUAAGUUUUUGAGUGGUAAUUAGCUAGUGAUGUUUGAAUAGUAUUUCUAUCUUAAGUAGUUUUGUGUGUCUACUUGGUUUUCUUUCAUUGGUACAAAUGCAAGCUUUCCUUGUGUAAUUACUUAAUUGAUCUAUUUCUAAACUUAUUGUUAAAUGUCUUUUGGGCAAUAUAUUGUGUUUGUGAUUUCAUAA